CCACAUGCACACUGCACUACAAAACUCUUCUUUCAGGGGAAUCAGGGUUGAUUGAUUUGGCGAAAUAAUUGGUCUUGUUUUUCCUGUAGGCUAGCCAUGGACAGAGUUUUAUAGUUUCUUUGUAGCUCGUUGUUCUAGCUCGGUCAAAUGGAGUCCGAAGGGGAAAACGUGCGGAAACUCGAUCCCGCGGACAAUGAAGAAUCUGCAGCGGCUGAGCCCAUGGCAAGUGUAAAAUCCGUGCAUGAUGACCCUGAACCGAUUUCCAAGGAGAACAGCAGCGAGGCUGACUUGGCUGACUCAGUAACUGAAGACAAUGAGUGCCGAGAGCAGCCAGUGGCCGUGCUUGAGGAACACGAUGUAGAUGCUGUGAAGGAUGCAUCAGCACCGCAAGCAGUAUCACCACCUGAAGCCUCAGAGCCAGCAGCAGCUGAAGCCUCAGAGCCAGCAACAGCUGAAUCGCCAGAGCCAGCAACAGCUGAAACGCCAGAGCCAGCAACAGCUGAAACGCCAGAGCCAGCAACAGCUGAAACGCCAGAGCCAGCAGCAGCAGCAGCAGCAGCAGUCGCCCAAUCUCCCGAGGACAGCGCUGCUGCAUCAGCUCAACGCCGAUCCAGCAGCGGCAGUGAUCGCACAGAAGCAGCAGCAGAAGCAGGAUCCACGGCUGGCAAUACUGUUGAAGAUGAACAUGUAUCAGGGAAUGUUGCUCCACAAGAAGUUGCUGCAGGUCCACGUCAGCCCGCUGAUUCGGAUCAGUCCGCUAAAGCCUCAGAGAAUACGGCCAGUGCUGCUGCUGCAGAUGUUGAGGGUAGCAGACGCGUUUCAGUUGGUGGCAAGAAACACGUCGGGCUUCCAAGUGCGCUGCGUAAUCCUACCACUAUAGAGCCCACGUCUGCAUCACCGGAGUCUGUGGAUGAAACUGAGGCUGAUGCGGACAACUUGCCAAUUGAGCAAGGGAAGACAUUCCCAGUUAACUAUAUGGGUUCUACGCAACUAGUUGUUGAUGGAUCACUGUCAAAGAACAUGCGAGUAACUUUGGCGUAUGAGGCUGUCAGCCGUGUCAAGCAACCCGAGGGAGACUCGCAGCCGCUUAUACCCGUCACCUUUUUCGUGUCGACGGAAUCAGUCCAGAUCAUUCAUCGUGCUGAUAAUAUUACGCUCAUGGAUCAUCCGCUGCGUAGUAUAUCCUAUGUAGCUGAUAUCGGCAAUCUAGUUGUGGUGAUGGCUAGGCGGCGACUUCCGCAGCAGGACGGAGAGACUGGACCAGACCGCAAGUCCAAGCUUCUCUGUCAUGUCCUGGAGGCAGCGGACGCCCAUCACAUAUCGGAAACAAUUGGCUUUGCCUUCAACUAUGCGUAUCGGCAGUUCCUAGCCGAGAACGGCAUUGAGGAAGGAUCGCUGACUGUGUCAGACUAUGCUGACAUUCUUAGCGUGCAGAAAAUGCCGCAUGACGAACUUGCUCCAUUUAUUGGCAAGGGUGGCGAAGAUGAGUUCCAACUGGUGAAGAAGAAAGGCGAGCCCCUCGGUAUCAGCAUCAUGGAGUCAGGCUGGGGCAGUAUGAUUCCCACAGUUACCGUCUCACACUUGAUGAAGGGUGGAGCAGCGACCAAGUGUAAUCGUGUAAAUGUUGGUGACCAGGUAUUGGCAGUGGCUGGAAAGAGUCUCGUCGGAAUACCUAUGUCGGAAUGUAUCGACUGGCUAAAGAGUCUGAGAUACUUGACAAUGGUGAAGAUCAAACUGGUCCACACUCCUCCUGUAGUAGAUGUGAACAUUGUACGACCGGACCUUAAGUUUCCACUUGGUUUCAGCGUACUUGAUGGCACGGUGACGAGUUUAUUGCGUGGCAGCAUCGGUGAGCGGGGUGGCAUCCGUGUUGGUCACCACAUCAUUGAGAUCAACGGCCAUAGUACAGUGAAUAUGAAGUCAGAGCAGCUACUAGACAUGCUCUCAACUAGUACCGGCCACAUGCGGCUAAAGACGAUGUCUCUGCACCUGUAUAGACUUAUGACUGGCGAAGUCCAGCCGGAAUAUGUAUGAUACACAAAGCAAACCCACUGUACAGUGUAUGCUAGCCGCAGGCUGCUUUAUUUCUAUAUCUGUCACUUCUUUCAUCGCGCCUUGUAUCUCCCGUUGCUAUGUAAGCCAGUUCUAGGCAUGCUUGCUGUUGAGUAAAGAGGGUUGGAAUACCUUGUAUGCAUGAUGUCUCUGUGUUUUGGACAGAACUCAUGGAAAGCAGCAGCUUCCUUUCUGUUACCAUCUGAUUUUUAUCAUUCUCCUUUUUCCCCAUUUCCUUUCAUUUUGUCUUGCCGCAUUUGUACUUUCCCCCCCACCCCUAGCCCUGCUGCCUGCUGCAUUCUGAAGAUAUUCUGCUGAGUCCAGUUCACACUGUGCAUGUACAUGUUGUCAAUAGCGGUUCUAUUUUAAUCCUCCGCUUACCUGUGAGGUUUCUUUCAGGCGUAUUUGCUUCGUCGUCGUCGUCUGCAAAACAACAACAUGGCAAUUGGAAUCAGAAAUUAGAAAUUUCCUUUGCUAUUCCUUCUGUCCCUAGCUUACCGCAACUUUCCCAAGAUUUUGGACUCAUUGGUUUUGUCGUACUGGCUGUUGUGAACUUGUUUUCACCUCUUCUACUACAGUAGUACUAGUUUGUUCUUAGCACAUGUUUUCUUUAAAAGUUAGUUCCAGAAUGUCUUGAUUUUUUUGUAAUAGUUUUGUUUACCGCUAGGAAUAUCCCCAGAGAGGAACAUGCAGCGCCGAUGUUGUAGUGUCCCCCGCAUUGAUGCAGAGUAUAAUGUUAGGUGAAUAUUGCUUUAGCAAAAAUGGGUGUUCUCUGUGCAUUACCAGAAUCUGCUUUGCCACGUGAGUGUCUUGCGUACUAUCCGCUACUUCAAUCCAAUGCAAGUCACCACGAA
Messenger RNA from Sycon ciliatum, 2906 nucleotides. Its product is annotated as amyloid-beta A4 precursor protein-binding family A member 1-like. The coding region runs from base 148 to 2034 and encodes 628 amino acids. The transcript is spliced from 12 exons. The record is from RefSeq and is a predicted model, not a curated record. Gene Ontology annotation, molecular function: protein binding. Gene Ontology annotation, biological process: chemical synaptic transmission. Gene Ontology annotation, cellular component: cytoplasm; dendritic spine; plasma membrane. Lineage: Eukaryota; Metazoa; Porifera; Calcarea; Leucosolenida; Sycettidae.